Molecule: messenger RNA, 948 nt
Organism: Suillus plorans
Lineage: Eukaryota; Fungi; Basidiomycota; Agaricomycetes; Boletales; Suillaceae
Product: Rhodanese-like domain-containing protein
Exons: 6
Coding region: 1-948 (315 amino acids)
Biological process (GO): transsulfuration
Cellular component (GO): mitochondrion
Molecular function (GO): thiosulfate-cyanide sulfurtransferase activity
Source: RefSeq, a predicted model, not a curated record
AUGUCGACGCCAUUGUUGUUAUCACCAUCGCAGCUGCAGCAACUGCUUCUUUCUGAAUCUCCUACUGAUAGUGCCACCAAACAGGUAUCGAUCCUGGACUCUAGCUGGUUCAUGCCCAAUUCGCCGCGGAAGGCCAACGAAGAAUUUCAAGAGAAGCGCAUCCCUGGUGCACAGUUUUUAGACCUGGAUGAGGUGUCCUCUCCCCAUGAACUCGGCCUUAAACAUAUGAUUCCGAGUGAACGUCACUUUACCGAUGCCUGCGAGGAAUUCGGAAUCGACCCCACUUCUCAUGUAAUUUUAUACGAUACGCAUGGAGUAUUUUCAUCACCACGUGCACUCUUCAUGUUUAGAGCGUUUGGCCACGAGAAAUCUAGUGUCCUCGACGGAGGUCUGCCACGUUGGGAGGCAGAGGGUUUUCCAAUUGAGGCUAAGCCGCCGGUUCGUGCAAGGAAAUCCGUUUAUCCCACUCCUGUCUUCGAUAAGGGAAUGAUACGGUCCUACGAUCAAAUGGUGUCAAACUCAUUUACGGAUCUUCACUCGGACUCAGCCGUCGAGCUUGUUGUUGACGCUCGUUCCCGUGGUCGGUUUCUAGGCACAGAGUCAGAACCGCGGGCUGGCUUAUCAUCCGGUCACAUUCCUCAUUCGUUUUCCCUGCCAUUCACUGCAUUCCUGCAAACUCGUACUAUCCCUAAUUCUUCCGUGCAGUACUCCACCUUCCUAUCCCUUCCCGAAUUACGGAAUGCAUUAGUGAGCCACGUAGGCGAUCACGCGGAAGCCGUCAUCCAAGGUAAACGACCAAUCACCACGUCUUGUGGAAGUGGUAUGACUGCGGGGGUCCUCUGGUUGGGACUGAAGUUAUUGGGUGUCCAAAAUGUGGCAUUGUAUGAUGAGUCUUGGACCGGAUAUGCGAGCCGGGCAUCUAGCAAGAUCGAGAAGGCGGCAAACUGA